This is a messenger RNA of Symsagittifera roscoffensis, 1131 nucleotides long. Its product is annotated as caspase-3-like. The transcript is spliced from 4 exons. Gene Ontology annotation, biological process: proteolysis. Bases 271 to 1131 code for a protein of 286 amino acids. Lineage: Eukaryota; Metazoa; Xenacoelomorpha; Acoela; Convolutidae. Gene Ontology annotation, molecular function: cysteine-type endopeptidase activity. The record is from RefSeq and is a predicted model, not a curated record.
UCGACAGUGCAAUCACUAAACGUUUGGUUUGACUUUAAGCUUCAUUAAAAUAUAAAAUAACAAUGUGAAGCAGUUUUAUUUGUGUUUGUUAUCAUAUACCAGAAACAACUUACUCUCAACUUGUUUGUGUUUUUUACUCUGUGGCCACUUGUUUUUCAGUUAAUUAAAUUGCUGUGCGCACUUCUGAUAAAAACAGAGAAAACUAGAUACAGUGUAUUAUACGAUCUAGUUUAUCACACGAUUAAAAAAAAGAGGUAGUCAUUGAUCAUCAUGAACGAUCAACAGAAAACAGAAGAAGUGAGUAGCUCGGACGGUAAUUUGAUCAAUCGAGUGACAACAUUUUUGAAAGUCAAAAGUAAAGGCGAUGACCUGGAGUCGCCGAAGGAAGUACAAGAAACUACAAUCCCAACAUAUGUUCGCGAUGAAAACAGUGGCGAACUUAUCCAAACCGAUUUGCCUCCACAUAUAUCAACUGCUGACGAAUCUACCGAGCCUUCCGAGACAACUGAAAGCAUGGAAAAUGUUGGUGUCAGAAACGAGAAAAAAGUUGGUGUCAAAAGCGAGCUGAUUGCACUCUUCGAGGGUAAAGAAAUAAUUUAUCGCCUCGAUCGAGAGUGUCCCGGUUUGUUUGUUAUGAUAAACAACGUUACAUUCGACGACACGAACUAUCUAUCAAAAAGAGACGGAGCCGAAAAAGACAAAGAAUGUUUAAAAAACCUUUUUGAAUGUAUGAAUUACGAGUUUUACGUUCCAAAGGUUCCAAAGACGAGCGGCGGACAAAAAGCAACGGAUGAUAAGUUUCAGUUGCCAGCAACAACUGAUGACUUGACUUUCAAGGAAAUGGAUGAUGUUCUGGACGAUGUUGCUAAAAAGGAAAACUACCAGAGCUUAGUAGUGGUUAUAUCUUCGCAUGGAAACGAUGGAGUGGUCUUUGGCAAAGACCACAAGAAAGAUUCUGCGUUGGAAUUGAAAGUCAGCAAGAUUGUCAAGAAAUUUAUGAACGAAAGUUGGGCGGGAAAACCAAAAGUUUUAAUUUUUCAAGCCUGUCAAGGAGAUGUUGUGGACCUCGGAUACCAAAUAAAAGAAAAAACGAAUCAAGUAACAGAGAGCAAUUUGACUCUCGAAAACUGA